Messenger RNA from Strongylocentrotus purpuratus (purple sea urchin), 2319 nucleotides. RefSeq names its product pre-mRNA-splicing factor ATP-dependent RNA helicase DHX16-like. Bases 7 to 489 code for a protein of 160 amino acids. Gene Ontology annotation, cellular component: intracellular anatomical structure; catalytic step 2 spliceosome. Gene Ontology annotation, molecular function: RNA binding. NCBI's taxonomy places the organism in Eukaryota, Metazoa, Echinodermata, Echinoidea, Camarodonta, Strongylocentrotidae. The record is from RefSeq and is a predicted model, not a curated record. The transcript has 4 exons.
CACAUUAUGCUCAAUGUCUACAACCAGUGGGUGGAGACUGGCUUCUCAACUCAAUGGUGCUUUGAGAACUUCAUCCAGCAUCGAUCGAUGAGACGGGCACGGGAUGUUCGUGAUCAGCUCCAGGGACUCAUGGAGAGAGUUGAGAUGGAGAUUGUGAGCUGUGGUAUGGAUAGUGUCGUUAUUAGAAAGGCUGUAACCGCUGGUUUCUUCUACCAUACUGCACGCUUCAGUAAGGGAGGUAACUACAAGACAGUCAAGCACCAACAGACAGUCAUGGUUCAUCCCAAUAGCGGUCUGUUUGAAGAACAACCAAGAUGGCUCAUCUAUCAUGAACUUGUCUUUACAACCAAGGAGUUCAUGAGACAGGUGAUAGAGAUAGAGAACGGUUGGUUGCUAGAGGCUGCUCCACACUACUACAAGGCCAAAGAACUAGAGGACGCAUCGAGCAAGAAGAUGCCGAAGGGCGUCGGCAAGUCAGCCGGUAGCUGAUUGGAGUUACAGAAGACCGGUAUCAUCGGAGGACCAGUUAUGGGGGAUGAGUGCCGGCCAUCAUCCGGUAUCGUUGAGAUGAGACUUAUUUAGAACAAACUAAAGGACAAACUUAUUCCAGAGAAUGUGCCUUUCUCUUGUCACUCUUUGAGUCAAGCAUCAUCUAAGGAUCAAUUGUGUAUGUAUAGGUGUACCUGCCACCACCCAUUUUGGAUCCGCUAGGCGUCAUUUAGAUCAAGCAAAAGAAUAUCUCCUAUUCCAGAUAUAGAGAAUAUACAUCUUUGUAUCAUCUCUUUCUGUCUGUCAGGCAUCUUUUGAAAAUCAAUUAUGAUUGACAAGUGCCGGCUAUAACGCAAUAGGGAUGCAUUAGACCUUACUGAAAAUGGAGACAUCUCUUCUUGCAGAUCUGGAGAGCAUUUAUCUCUGUAUUGUCUCUCUUUCUGUCAGUCAUGAUCUUCCAAUCAAUUAUGGGUAAAUGGUGUUGGCCCUCCUGUAGUAGAAAUGAACUCAACAUCACUUAGAACAAGCAGAAGGACAUCUUUGAUUCCAGACAAGGAGAGCAUGUGGUGCUCCCUUAGAUCUUGCAAUCAAGCAUCGUUUGAGGAUCAAUUGUGAGUAAUGAGUCCUGACCCUCAACUUGUAAGGCUGGAUCUCCCUUUAAAACAAACAGCGGGACAUCUGCUACUCGAAAAUCUGGGGAGAACAUGCCUUUGUCUUGUCGUCUGAGAAUCAUUACGAGUGAUAUGCGCUGUCCCUCAAUUGGUAGGUAUGCACCAGAUUUUACUGCAGAAUAGGGGGGCGUUUCACAAAACUUGUCAUCAGUGACAAAUGACAGUUUUGGUUAUAAGCUACUGAAAUCCUUGCUUCUGAUUGGUUAUCAACAGAGUUGUCACUGAUUUUUGUCUUUUGUCAUUGAAAAAAGGCUUUGUGAAACGGGUCCCAGGUUUCCCCUUCUGGUAAGACUACCUUGUGAAGGAUUGUCAAAGCAGUUUCACAUUGUAUAGAAUGUGAUAGGUUAGUGAUGGUUGCCUAGGUGACAAGGAAGCUCAUUUAUAGUGCAUUCCUGCAUCUACUGCUGGCAGUCACUUAUUAAGGAUGUGCUAUAUAGUCCUCUUUUAGAACAAAUAGCAGGAUAAUUCUUCCAGUUCUGGAUAGACAACUCUAUCGUGAAGAAGAGUGGUAGAGAAUAUGCCAGGAAUGGUUGCCUUGGUAAUCCGAAGCUGAUCCGCUAGGUGUAUCUCCAUUUGGUAGGGAUGCACUGAAACCCUUUCCACCAGAGAAUUAUUCCCAGUUCUAGAAUGACUAGUGUUUACGUGGUGGAUAAUAGUCGGUACAGAAGAUACAUGAAUCAGAGGAGAUGCUUAAGACAGUUUCCUAGGUAAUCAGAAAGCUGUCCAAAGAUGCAUGCCACCUUCCGGUAGGGUUGCAAGAAAAAUCAAACUCCAACAAUCAUCAGGACAUCAUUAAUCCCAGUUCUUGAAGAAUUACCUUGUUUGUGAGCUUUAAAAAUUGGCACAGGGGAUAGAUAAGACAGAAAAUGUGCAUGAGACAGUUGGCUAAGUUACUAGAAGCUCAUCUCAAACAUGCCCCUUGAGUCCAGUACAGUCAACAAGACCCUGGCGAAUAGUGAUUGAAUUUAUACCAGAUUCUGUGACAACUCCCAACCUUUUCAGUUAUAUUCAUUUGAUACCUAUGCAUUCAAUAUUAUUGAAAAAGCCAGUUGUUCUUGUGAGGUUUAAUUACUUCAGACUUAAGUGGAUCAGGCAUUGCCGUUGAUAUGUAAAUUCAUGAACUGUUAUAUAAAUGAAAUAAAACUAUUUAAAAACUUAA